Molecule: messenger RNA, 1804 nt
Organism: Carcharodon carcharias (great white shark)
Lineage: Eukaryota; Metazoa; Chordata; Chondrichthyes; Lamniformes; Lamnidae
Exons: 9
Coding region: 150-821 (223 amino acids)
Source: RefSeq, a predicted model, not a curated record
CCGGCUGCGAUUUAUCAGAGGAAGUUCUAAGUUAACCAGGAGUCUUCACUGUUGGUUUCAAACCUUUUCCACCACUCGGUGACCUGCACACCGCUGGUUUCAAAAAGAAAAUAACAAGCCUUGACGUCCCUGGAUAAAGGCGCCAGAAAAUGAGGUCCUGGGCUGUAAGCGUCCUUUUGCUGAUAUGCUUUUGUCACAUGUUUGUCGGGGGACAAACAGAAUCAUCACCAUCACCAACAAACAGACCAUCAUCUGAAGCUGGGACAAGCAGUUUAAAUACAUCUGAUUCUGGGACUACAACACAUGGUAAUGGAGAAAACAUUGAUUCACAACCAGAGUCUCCAACAAGCUCAGGAUUUCCAUCGGCUGCCAGCUCAACAACAAAAUCUGAUAACCUGGGAGUAGCUUCCGAUUCCACAGCACAUUCUGCAACUGAAGCACCCACAACUGGACCGUCUCUAUCUUUGAAAGACAAUCCCAGGAAUGGCUCAGCUACAAAUGGAGCUCCACUUGGAGAUUUUUCAACUGCCAAAAACCUAGUCCUGGUUCUGCUCCUUAUCGUUGCAAUGAUGGUUCUCAUCAGCCUCAUUGUUCUGAGAUUCAAAUGCAGAAAUUAUCGGAAGCACAAGCGAGAGGCAAAAGACAGCACAUCAGACCAGACCACUGCAGAUAAAGACCAAGUGACCCUCAUCUCUAUAAAGUCAACUGAUACGGAUGCUGGUGAACCAUCUUUUGGGAAGCAUGAUGCUGUGGAAAAUGGGAAGGUUGAGGAUCUUGCUCAGGCUCAGAUCCACAAUCAGCAAAGACCUUCUCUAAACUGACCAUCAAGCACAACAAUCUAUCGUGUGCAGAGACUGCCAUAUAAGGAUCUUUAUUCAGAAUUGAGAUUCUGCACUGUACAAUGGUGCAGUGAUUAAUGGAUUUAGUGUGACUACCCCCCACAACUGAAUUUUGAUUACGAGUUGUGAGGUUGUUGAGUGUUUUCAGAAAUCUCAUAUUUAACAGCGAAUGACAGAAUUUGAGUUGCAUUCUGAAAUGCAGAUCCUUCAGGAUAAAGGGCAAUUAAUAAUUAAUUGAGCAACUGUUGUCUGUUGGGGCGCCAAAGCAACAAGGUUGUCUGUUAGGGCUCUAAGUGACAAGUCUUAUCCUCAUUCUGAUGAUUUCAUUAGUAAAGCAUAAAUAAUUCUAUUAGCAAUUACCUCAAGUUAUUUCCAGAGCCCUUUCUGUGUUUUCUGCUGUCGCAUUGUGAUUAGCCUCAUUCUCCUGACUUUCAUUAUAUCAAGGGUACAGCCCUGGAGUAGGCUAUUCAUCCCAACUGGCCCAUGCCAGUGUUUAUGAUCCAAACAAGCUUCCUCGCUCCCACUCCACACACCCUACCAACAAAUGUUGCUCUUCCUUUCUCCCUCAUGUGUUUAUCUAGCUUACUCUUAAAGGUAUCCACACUAUCCAUUUCCCUGUGGUUGUGAGGUCCGCACACUCUCUGGAUAAUUCCCCAGUUGAAUUUAUUAAUGACUGUCCUAUACCUGUUUUGGGCUUCCCAAAAUUGGAAGCACCUUCUCCCUUAUUAAAAUUCUUCAUACUCGUAAAGACCUUCAAAAUCUAUCACAAAACUGGUUGUCAUUUCUUCCAAUGAGUUGUGUGAGAAAUUAUUCAGCUGUUCAGAAUGCACAGGCUUCUCAGUAAGGACACAUGAUACAAUAAUGCAAGAAUGCAAUCAGAAAAGAUGUUGGCUGGGAACUGUGAUUGUGUUGUGCUCUGUAUUGUGGCAUUACUCAGUAAAGUGCAGAUUUAAUAGGAACCACAA